AUGACAACGCUGCACCAGAUGCACACGUCUCACAACGACUCGGUCAACUUUCUCUGUGGCGAGUUCAUCCAGAGUGAUCGCGCCGUGUUUGUGAUGCUGCAAGUCCACACCGAUGACGACAGGACUGACAUCCAGAGUGAUCGCGCCGUGUUUGUGAUGCUGCAGGUCCACACCGAUGACGACAGGACUGACAUCCAGAGUGAUCGCGCCGUGUUUGUGAUGCUGCAGGUCCACACCGAUGACGACAGGACUGACGCCCACCGCAUGCGGGAUCGCAUGGCGUGGUACGGUGUCGCAUUGAGUUCGGCAAGAGUUUUAUCGGCAGCCCAGCGACCAGUGGGUGCAAAGGCGACUGUAUCGCUUGUCCCAGAUAUCACACGCGAUGGAGUGGUGCCGUUGGAGGACGAAGCCAAGCUGUGGGGACUAGACUUGGCGGACGUGGCGACGGCGGACAGCCGACAAGCGCGGUUUCGCCAGUAUACAAUGGCAAUGGCAAGGGCCGUGUAUAAUAUGUAA
Aphanomyces astaci is the source of this 516-nucleotide messenger RNA. RefSeq lists its product as hypothetical. The coding region runs from base 1 to 516 and encodes 171 amino acids. NCBI's taxonomy places the organism in Eukaryota, Oomycota, Saprolegniomycetes, Saprolegniales, Verrucalvaceae. The record is from RefSeq and is a predicted model, not a curated record. The transcript is spliced from 2 exons.